GAGUUCAUUCUGAAAACCUGGUCUGGACCAACAUUUUGUUAGAUCCGUGGGAAAAUACUUAAAAAAUACAAGAAUAUUGCAACAAAACGCUCUUUGUCUAGGAUUGCCUCACACACUGUUGCCUGUACAUCAGUAGGCCUAAGUACCAACACUUUUGGAAGCUUUCUCCCCUGGGAAUUGAAAAUCGUCUACAGUACGUGGUUUCGUAACCCCCUCCUUCACAGGGGGUGUGAGAACUCGUCCCAAGAUGCUGUCAAUUUUGCGGGUUGCUAUGUGUUGCAUCAGCCUACUGUCCGUCCAGCAGAUCCUGGCUAUCCCCGUCACAGGCCGUUUGGAGAGAAACAGGUUGGAGCUGCUUAAGAAGCUCCAUGGGCUUAGGGGUGAGGAGAUCAUCACUCCAGAGGAAAGUGUCACCGAACACACCAGUCCAACAGACUCCAGCCCUUCAUCUGGCCUCCUGCCCAUCAGAACAUCUCCAAAAUGGCUGCCUGGCUACCUCAUCAGAGACGUACCAACCGCUGACAUGAAUACAGCCCAGCCUGAAGAACUGGCACCAGUGAGGAGUGAGGAGGGUAUAGAGCCCCAACGGAAGGGGUCAAGAGGUCGUCGCAAUGCCCACUCAGGGUCACGGGGAGGUCAUCACCACUCCCACCACCCUCAGCUGAUGAGAGUGGGCUGCGUCCUGGGAACUUGUCAGGUUCAAAACCUCAGUCACCGGCUCUACCAGCUGAUUGGUCAGAGCGGACGGGAAGACACUUCGCCCAUCAACCCCCGCAGUCCGCAUAGUUAUGGAUGAGUGACAGAUGGAUAGUCUUUCCUCCCUUCUCAUCCUAGCAAGCAGUUUUUACUAUAAAUAUUUAUCUCGGAUAGCCUUUGCGUUAGAAUUUGUGUUGCAUUAGUAUAUGUAGUCCACUCCCUAAAAUGACAAUUUCUGUGCAUUUUCAUGACAUUUGCUGUCUACCUAAAAACCCAUCAUGCUUUAUAAAGAAGGAAAGGAACCCAGUGACCGAAUGUGCCUUAAUCAACAACGUCUUUCUCCUUCACACCAGCCAGUGCACAUGGACCAGUCUUUACAAUGCCCCAUGACCUCUCCUGCAUCAGUUAGCUCUUGCCCCAGUGAUCAAACACAUAAGCCUCUAAUGUGGAUUUCAGCUAGGGCUGGGACUGGAUCUCUGUCAGAGACACUGUACUCCUUCACUCUGUCAAGUCAACCCCCCCCCCCGCCAAGGGAUGAUCUGACAUGGGGGGGGGGGGGGGGUCCACCUUUGAUUUACUGACCAUCAGCCACUCGUAGGCAGACACGAACAGUGACCUUACAAACAGCAACCUUACAGACCCAGACACUGACCUUACACACCCAGACACUGACCUUACACACCCAGACACUGACCUUACAGAAAAUAACGGAGUUGUGUAUUAUCUGCUGCCAAUUAUGUUACAGACAGAAGUGGCCUGUGGUUGUGUGGAGCUGAUGUUUCAGCAGACCGUAGCCUUGACAGCCACAUUCAGACAUAAUGGUCAGGUUCCUGCAGUGGUCAGAUAGAGGUCCGUUUUUGGACUUGUAUAGUAGAGACUAUUUAUAGAAAGAGAAAGAAGACAUAACGACUUAGUUAUUGUACAAUAUUAUUUAUUAAGAAUGAGUUGAUCUGCUGUGUAAUAACAUGGAGCUCAAUUUGGGGGUCUACUGAACACAACAAGUAGCGAAUGCAGAUCAGGGCACUAGACUACUGUGGCACUGCUGCCCUUAUCCCUGUCUGAAAUAUUAUCCCCUUCACAUGAUUCUUAAAAUCUCCCUGUAAGUCUCGACUUUAUGUUGAUGGCAAUUCAGUCAAUCAAACAUAAUCUCUUUGGUGGUAUGACCGCGGCAGCGAUGCAGUGCGAGGCACGCAGACCAACUGUGCCAGACUUAGGACAUCGGCUGCUGUACUUACAAACAAAAGACACCUUGACUGUGCCUUGCCCAGUGGAGCCCAGCGACCAAAUAACCUUCAGAUAUCCAACGAACAGUUCUGUCAAGCAUAUUUAACAAUCAGUUCAGUUAACACCUAAGAUUCCGAAAACAAUGGGUGAUUCCUUUUGCAUACACCACGACAUACUGCUAAAGUUGUUAGCUUAAAGUUUAUCAAAUGAGUCGAAAUUAGCACAGAGUCAACAGCUAAGUGCUCUGCUGUUACAUUGUGGUUUUGUAAUGACAGACGUCUGAGACCAAACUUUAGGCAGCCGGAGUGCCACAUUUUAAAUCUGUAAUUUAAAUAUAUGCCCUAAGAUUUCCUUUUUCCCUUGUUUUAUCUGUCUCUGAAAUGGUAGGCGGACACCCUCAUUAAAAAUAGCCAAAGCAACCUCAACUGAACUCCUACUGAAAAUACAAGCCACAAUAUUUCCAUGGCAUAUUUAAUAGCCAUAAAUAUAAUGUAGUUAUGACAAAUAGGAUACAGUGUUAAGUGUCUAAGAAACCAGGUUUCACAGUCUUGACCACAGCACUGUCUCAAUCAAAUACUGAAUAAUAAACUACUACAUUUAACCUGGCAAGUGGUUUAAACUCACCAAAUACCUGAAAAUACUUGACAACAUUAGUCCAUUGUUUGGUGAUCUACAUCAUAUCAUAAUGUGCUCGCAAAGACCUCUGUUGAACUUUUCUUUACCUAAUCAUAUUAUGUAAAAGUUGGGACAUAGUGUAUUUUCUAUUUGUCCCAGGUUUAUUUUAGGGAUUUCAUAUUUUAGUGCUCUCUCUAUCCCUCUCCUACUCUUUGUCCGUAACUCACUAAUCACGGUAACUCCAGGUCACAGGUCAAAAUCAGUGGUUCCAUGGUUCUUUAAGUCUAAUCUGUUCAAAGGCUUUGUAGGACACACAUACCAUUCUUUCUGCUGCAGUGGAGCUAAUCAAUGUCUUGUGACAGAUCAUUUAUUAAAAGGCUUUUCAAAUGCUCAGAACCCUGGUGAAUCUUUACCUUUUAACCACUACUGUCAGUGUUCUACCUGCCGCGUCAGGAAUCUUGUGUUUGUAGGUUUAUUGUUGUAGCCGUUUUGUUUUUCGCUGUUCUUUUUCUUUGCAUUGAGAAUCAAUGUGACGGUCAUUAAACGUUAAGAGUUGCAUCACUGGUGGGUCCGUUUGUAGCAGCGUGGCUGUAUGUUUGUCUGGCUGAACUGCGUAGGACUAGAUUAUUCACCACCUUUGAUCAAAAAUACCUCCCUUUGUGCCUGUCAGUCUUAUAUCAGUCUGCUAUUGUUCAGGGUUUUGUGUGCUUUGUGUUGAAGUGCUCAUGUUUGUGUGUGUGAGAGAGCGAGUAUAUGAGAGCCUGUGUGUAGGUACAGUCAUCACAGUAAGGGAUCAAACACAACACCAUCCCAAGUUGCCCUUAGUAUAUUAUACGACAGAAGCCUAUUUUAGUUCCACAGCAAAGCACUUUAAUGUUGUUAGUUCCUCACAACUUGAAUUUCAAAUGUUGUAAUUAUAUUUUUUAAUGACAGCCGACAGUUUUACUCUAUAUGUUGCAUUUGAAGAGGAUCUGUAAGAAUGUAUUUGAAGUAGUCCGUGCACUCCAGAUGGAGUAAGGAUGAUGGGAAACAUAAUGUGCACUUGUGAAUAUUAUAUUAUUAGUGGUUAGUAACUAUUUAAGAAAAGUUAUGUUUUUAAGUUAAGUUAUCUUUGUAUGUUUAUAUAUGUACGUCACCAAAGACAAUAUUUAUCUAAUAUUUUCCACAUUCCUUCAACCUUUUGUUUAGAAAAGAAAAAGAAAUCCUAAACAUAGUUAAAAGUUACUGUCAAAUAAUGUCUUUCAUUCUUUGUAAAAUAAAGAAAUCCACUGU
This is a messenger RNA of Esox lucius (northern pike), 3807 nucleotides long. It is a transcript of the gene adm2a, whose product is annotated as adrenomedullin 2a. Gene Ontology annotation, molecular function: hormone activity. The transcript is spliced from 3 exons. The coding region runs from base 248 to 796 and encodes 182 amino acids. Gene Ontology annotation, cellular component: extracellular region. NCBI's taxonomy places the organism in Eukaryota, Metazoa, Chordata, Actinopteri, Esociformes, Esocidae. The record is from RefSeq and is a predicted model, not a curated record. Gene Ontology annotation, biological process: positive regulation of heart rate; regulation of systemic arterial blood pressure; adenylate cyclase-activating G protein-coupled receptor signaling pathway.